AUGCGCUAUGAACUGAGAGGAAGGAUGGCGAUGACCCUGACAAAGACAGUUAACCUCAUCACAGGGCUGGUCAUUGUUUUCCAGUUUCAACUAAGCUUCAUGAAGCUGAAAUCAGUGUAUGGAGUGUACCGGACUGACCCCCGGGAGCUGUCUCAUCCAGAGGGAAGGACGUAUGUAGUCACAGGGGACAACAAACCCAGCGACAGGAGGUGGGCGUCCAGGUCUAGGGCUCCAGGUUGGGCUGCAGAUAAGAGGGGCCACUACAGAGACCAGCACCAACCAGAAGAGUCAGAAGUAGACCUGCUGAUGGAGGAGGGACACAACAAUUCUACACAGAUUGUGGACAUUGAUCACGCCUACUAUACAUCUAAAAUCUACAGCCCUGGAGACGCAGCCGGUAAAGAGCUGUGGGUGGACAUUGAUGGGAUGGAAGAGGAUGAAUGGAAGGUCUGUGGCUUCCUGUCCAGCACCCACAGACAAGCUGAGAGAGUGAAUCUGUCCUUCGACUUCCCCUUCUACGGUCAUAUACUAAAAGAGAUCACAGUGGCAACUGGAGGUUUCAUUUACACUGGAGACAUAAUCCACCGAAUGCUCACAGCCACUCAGUACAUCGCCCCCCUGAUGGCAAAUUUUGACCCAAGUCUGUCCAAAAACUCCACUGUGUUUUACUUUGAUAAUGGCACUGCACUGGUGGUUCAGUGGAACCACAUUCACCUACAGGACGACAUCAGUCUUGGAACUUUCACCUUUCAGGCGGUUCUUCACAGCGAUGGACGCAUCGUCUUUUCAUACCAAGAGAUUCCUGUAGACAUCAGUGACAUCAGCACUGAGAAUCAUCCUGUCAAAGUGGGCUUGUCGGAUGCUUUUGUGGUGCUUCACAAAAUAGAGCAGAUCCCCAAUGUUCGUCGGAGAACCAUUUAUGAAUAUCACAAAGUCGACAUCCUCAAGUCCAAAAUCUCCAAUUCUACAGCUGUGGAGAUGCUACCACUCCCUACGUGUCUCCAGUUCUCCAGCUGUGGUCCAUGUGUCACUUCUCAGAUUGGCUUUAACUGCAGCUGGUGCAGUCGGAUACAAAGAUGCUCCAGUGGCUUUGAUCGUAACCGGCAGGACUGGGUUGACCUCGGCUGCCAGGAGGAGAGGAGAGAUCCCUCGUGUCUCCGAAUGACAGACGUCACAAACACCACAGCUCACCACCUCACACGUACGACCACUCCCGUUACAACCGCAACGCAACACAGGGCCUCCAGCCUGACCUCCAACCCCCUCAGCAAGACGUCCACUGUCACCAACCCCUCAACACACAGCAGCACAAGCAUCAUGUCCUCUCGACAGACUCCUACAAGCAAACCUGCAGAAGAUGACACAAAGAUGUCUUUUUGCAUCAAUGAAGCACCAGGAGACGAGGAGACCACAGGAAAGAGUGAUGAGCAGCUGCAGAUUGGUUUACUGACAGGCAUCGUCAUGGUGAUGAUCAUUAUGGCAGCAGCCAUCCUUAUGUCUGUUUACAUGUACAACAACCCGACCUCCAGCGCCAGCCUCUUCUUCAUGGAGCGGCGGCCGACCCGCUGGCCAAUCAUGAAGUUCAGGCGGGGCUCCAGUUGCCCCUCUUAUGCUGAGGUGGAGGCUCCUGGUCAAGACAAAGACAGCAUGGUGGUCAUUGACCCCAAGCAGUCUUUCGUCAUGCCAGACAGAAGAGAGAGUGAACAGAAAGAAGGAUUCAUAGUUCCUGAUCAGAGAGAGCGCUUCCUAGUCUCAGAGAGCUCCUGA
This is a messenger RNA of Chelmon rostratus (copperband butterflyfish), 1767 nucleotides long. RefSeq names its product plexin domain containing 2a (gene plxdc2a). NCBI's taxonomy places the organism in Eukaryota, Metazoa, Chordata, Actinopteri, Chaetodontiformes, Chaetodontidae. The transcript is spliced from 14 exons. Bases 1 to 1767 code for a protein of 588 amino acids. The record is from RefSeq and is a predicted model, not a curated record.